Molecule: messenger RNA, 1339 nt
Organism: Microcebus murinus (gray mouse lemur)
Lineage: Eukaryota; Metazoa; Chordata; Mammalia; Primates; Cheirogaleidae
Gene: CASP1
Product: caspase 1
Biological process (GO): proteolysis; regulation of apoptotic process; regulation of inflammatory response
Cellular component (GO): AIM2 inflammasome complex; NLRP3 inflammasome complex; IPAF inflammasome complex
Molecular function (GO): caspase binding; cysteine-type endopeptidase activity
Source: RefSeq, a predicted model, not a curated record
AAAGGAAGCAAGAACACUUUCAAUUUCACUCCAGAGAAGGGUAGGAGAAAACAGCCAUGGCCGACAAGGUCCUGAAGGAGAAGAGGAGGCAGUUUAUCCGCUCAGUGGGCACAGGUACCAUAAAUGGCUUGCUGGAUGAACUAUUAGAGAAAAGGGUGCUGAACCAAGAAGAGAUGGAGAAAGUAAGAGAUGAAAAUGCUACAGCUAUGGACAAAGCCCGAGCUUUGAUUGAUGCUGUCAUUCGGAAAGGGCCCCAGGCAAGCAACAUUUUCAUCAUGUACAUUUGUACCGAUGACUUCCACCUUGCCCAGACGCUGGAGCUCUCCCCAGGUCCACAACCUGAAAAUGACUUGCCUUUGCAGGAUGCCCAAGCAGUGUUUCCUUCCUUCUCAGCUCCUCAGCCAGCGCAGGACAACCCAGCUAUGCUUGCAUCCUCAGGCCCAGGAAGGAGCCUCAAGCUUUGUCCCCUUGAAAAAGCCCUAAGGAUCCGGGAAGCACAGUCAGCAGAGAUUUAUCCAAUAAUGGAAAAGUGGAGGAACCGCACACGUCUUGCUCUCAUUAUCUGUAACACAGAGUUUGACAAUCUUCCCAGAAGGUCUGGAGCUCAUGUUGAUAUCAGAGAUAUGAAGAAGCUGCUAGAAGAUCUGGGGUACAGUGUGGAUGUCAAAGAAAAUCUCACUGCUUCGGAAAUGACUACAGAGUUGAGGGCAUUUGCUGCCCGCCCAGAGCACCGAACCUCUGACAGCACUUUCCUGGUGUUCAUGUCUCAUGGGAUUCAGAAAGGCAUCUGUGGGAAGAGAUAUUCUGAACAAGAUCCAGAUGUAUUAGGAAUCAAUGAAAUAUUUAGAAUGUUGAAUACCUGUAACUGUCCAAAUUUGACCGAUAAACCCAAGGUGAUCAUCAUCCAGGCCUGCCGUGGUGAGAACUAUGGGGUGGUGUGGUUAAAAGAUUCAGUAGGAUCCUCUGGAAACUUAACCUUACAGACUUCAGAAGAUUUUGAGGAUGAUGCCAUUAGAAAAGCCCAUAUAGAGAAGGAUUUUAUUGCUUUCUGCUCUUCGACACCAGAUAAUGUUUCCUGGCGACAUCCUACACGGGGCUCUCUUUUUAUUAUGAAGCUCAUCGAGAAUUUCCAAGAACAUGCCUGGUACUGUCACCUGGCGGAAAUUUUUCGAAAGGUCCAAUUUGCAUUUGACCAGCCAGAUGGUAGGGCACAGAUGCCCACCACUGAAAGGACCACUCUGACAAGACUUUUCUACCUCUUCCCAGGACAUUAAAAUAAGAAUCCAGGAGUGCCGCCAUUCUGUACCUGUUUUAGGGAUCAAACAUGUAGGAAACAGAC